AUGAGGGUCAUCUCUGGUGCCAGCCUCAUGCUCUGCGGUCUGCUGCUGCUGCUCCUGGUCCCACGCACACUUGGCCUCGCCCCCCAGCCCAGAGGGCACCUCUGCCGAACCCGGCCUACGGACCUGGUGUUCGUUGUGGAUAGCUCGCGCAGUGUGCGGCCGGUGGAGUUUGAGAAGGUGAAGGUGUUCCUGUCGCAGGUCAUCGAGUCGCUGAACGUGGGGCCCAACGCCACCCGGGUGGGCGUGGUCAACUACGCCAGCUCCGUGAAGCAGGAGUUCCCGCUGCGGGCCCACCUUUCCAAGGCCGCGCUGCUUCAGGCCGUGCGCCGCAUCCGGCCGCUGUCCACGGGCACCAUGACUGGUCUGGCCAUUCAGUUUGCUAUCACCAAAGCCUUGAGUGAUGCUGAGGGUGGCCGCGCCAACUCCCCCGACAUCAGCAAGGUGGUUAUCGUGGUGACGGACGGGAGGCCUCAGGACAGCGUGCAGGAUGUGUCUGCCCGGGCCCGGGCCAGCGGCAUCGAGCUCUUCGCCAUUGGCGUGGGCCGCGUGGACAAGGCUACGUUGCGCCAGAUCGCCAGCGAGCCACAGGAGGAGCACGUGGACUACGUGGAGAGCUACAGCGUCAUCGAGAAACUGUCCAAGAAGUUCCAGGAGGCCUUCUGCUUGGUGUCAGACCUGUGUGCCACAGGAGACCAUGACUGUGAGCAGGUGUGCAUCAGCUCCCCGGGCUCCUACACCUGCGCCUGCCGCGAGGGCUUCACCUUGAACAGUGAUGGCAAGACCUGCAAUGUCUGCAGCGGUGGCGGGGGCAGUUCGGCCACUGACCUGGUCUUCCUCAUCGAUGGAUCCAAGAGUGUGCGGCCGGAGAAUUUUGAGCUGGUGAAGAAGUUCAUCAACCAGAUCGUGGACACGCUGGACGUGUCAGACAAGCUGGCGCAGGUGGGGCUGGUGCAGUACUCGAGCUCUGUGCGCCAGGAGUUCCCACUGGGCCGCUUCCACACCAAGAAGGACAUCAAGGCGGCCGUGCGGAACAUGUCCUACAUGGAGAAGGGCACCAUGACCGGGGCUGCCCUCAAGUACCUCAUCGACAACUCUUUCACUGUGUCCAGUGGGGCUCGGCCUGGCGCUCAGAAGGUGGGCAUCGUUUUCACCGACGGCCGGAGCCAGGACUACAUCAAUGACGCUGCCAAGAAGGCCAAGGACCUUGGCUUUAAGAUGUUUGCGGUGGGUGUGGGCAAUGCCGUGGAGGAUGAGCUGAGGGAGAUCGCCUCCGAGCCCGUGGCAGAGCACUACUUCUACACGGCCGACUUCAAGACCAUCAACCAGAUUGGCAUGAAGUUGCAGAAGAAGAUCUGCGUGGAGGAAGACCCGUGUGACUGUGAGUCCAUUGUGAAAUUCCAGGCCAAAGUGGAGGGACUGCUGCAGGCCUUGACCAAGAAGCUGGAGGCUGUGAGUAAGCGGCUGGCCAUCAUGGAGAACAGGAUCAUCUAAGGCCACUGGUCCCGCUGUGGCGCCUCCACCUCUCGGCCCCAAGCACAGCUCACGGAGUCCUGCGUGUGUCCCCUAGAGCCCUGAGUUUAGUCUAGCUUUGUCCUUUAGUGAGGGGUAGGUGGGGGGGCCCUGCCCCUGGGGUGGCACCAGGCCUCUCCUUCUCCUGCCUUCGAGCCCUGCUCAGGGGAGUGUGUGUCAAGUGCGUCUGCUGGAAGGGUGUGGUGUCCGCGAGCACGUGUGUGAGUGUGUGUGCACGUGUGUGCCCGAGGGCCAGGGCGUGUCUGGGAGCAGUGCAAGAGCAAGUACACAGGCGUGAGUGUAACUGGGACUGCAUUUGCAUUUUUUAUCCAAAAGCUUAAUAUAUUCCUCUUUUUAGUUAACCCUUCAUGACUGCGAGUGCUG
Messenger RNA from Phyllostomus hastatus (greater spear-nosed bat), 1893 nucleotides. RefSeq names its product matrilin 1 (gene MATN1). The transcript has 8 exons. Bases 1 to 1491 code for a protein of 496 amino acids. The record is from RefSeq and is a predicted model, not a curated record. Gene Ontology annotation, molecular function: calcium ion binding. Lineage: Eukaryota; Metazoa; Chordata; Mammalia; Chiroptera; Phyllostomidae.